Messenger RNA from Acanthosepion pharaonis, 729 nucleotides. NCBI's taxonomy places the organism in Eukaryota, Metazoa, Mollusca, Cephalopoda, Sepiida, Sepiidae. The record is from the annotation of a GenBank genome assembly.
AUGUUCCCAUAUUUCUUUCUUUUCGUAUAUUUUUCCUUCUUUUUUUUCUUUCUUUUUAAAUUCCUUUAUUUCUUAUUAAAUGAUUUCCUUCUUUUUCUUUCCUUUUCUUUCUUUCUUUAUUUAUUUAUUUAUUUAUUUAUUUAUUUAUUAUUUCCUUCCUUACUUUCUUUCUUAUUAAAUUCUUUCCAUCAUUUUGCUCCUUACGUCAUUCUACCUUUUUUCUUUUUUACACCUACCUUUCUGUUUUCAUUUUUCUACGGCUAUUUUUUUUCUUUACUUUCUUUCCUUUCUUUCUUUCUUUCUUUCUUUCUUUCUUUCUUUCUUUCUUUCUUUCUUAUUAAAUUCUUUCCAUCAUUUUGCUCCUUACGUCAUUCUAACUGUUUUUUCUUUUUUACACCUGCCUUUCUGUUUUCAUUUUUCUACGGCCAUUUUUUUCUUUACAUUCUUUCUUUUUUUCUUUCUUUCUUUCUUAUUUCCUUCCUUACUUUCUUCCUUAUUAAAUUCUUUCCAUCAAUUUGCUCCUUACGUCAUUCUACCUUUUUUUUUCUUUUUUACACCUGCCUGUUUUCUUUUUUCUACUACCAUUUCUUUUUCUUUUUUUCUUCCUUCCUUCCUUCAUUCUUUCUUUCUUUCUUUCUUUUUAUUUCCUUCUUUCUUUCUUUCUUUCUUUCUUUCUUUCUUUUCUUCUAUUGUCACCUUCUUCCUUUCGUUUUGUUUUCUUUCUUCUGA